Penicillium pulvis is the source of this 732-nucleotide messenger RNA. Its product is annotated as sulfotransferase family protein. NCBI's taxonomy places the organism in Eukaryota, Fungi, Ascomycota, Eurotiomycetes, Eurotiales, Aspergillaceae. Bases 1 to 732 code for a protein of 243 amino acids. The transcript has 3 exons. The record is from RefSeq and is a predicted model, not a curated record.
AUGCCCCGUACCGGAUCCCUAUCAAUCAAGCAUGCUCUGAGUAUAUUAGACAUCGAUUGCUACCAUGGUACCAACCUUGGAGGCAACAACCCCGAUCGGUGGUUUUUCCUAGAAGCAGCCAGAGCAAAGGUAAAAGGCCAAAAGGUUGAGCGCACGGCUGAAUACUGGGAUCAAGUCCUCGGCAAAUUUGGCGGAGUGAGCGAUUUCCCUUGCAUUGCCUUCACGGAUGAACUCAUUGAGGCGUACCCGGAUGCCAAAGUCAUUUUGGUCGAACGGGACGUGAACUCGUGGACUGGAAGCUUUAUUGAAAUUCUAGAAGAUUGGAGGAGCGACUGGAAGUUUCAAUUGCUCACUCGGCUUGACCCUUGGAUCUUUGGACCACUGUACGAGCUUUUGAUGCUGUCACUGCAGAUACAAUUCAAGGGAACGUCGAAUGAGCACCUCGAAAAGACAGCGGCUCAGGGAUACAAGGAUCAAUAUGCGCAUGUCAAGAAAGUGGUCCCUCCCAAUCAACUGCUGGUCUACACCCUGGGAAGUGGAUGGGAGCCCUUGUGUGAGCUUUUGGGUAAGCCGGUGCCCGAUGUGCCUUUCCCACGACUUAAUGACCGUCAAACUUUCAUCAAAACUACCAAAGAGGGUUGGAAAAAAUACAUUGGUAUUUCGACUGUCGCUGGCACGAUGGCCGUUUUGACUCCGAUUUUACUUAGCUGGUGGAAGUAUCGGAUAGUAUGA